Molecule: messenger RNA, 429 nt
Organism: Beta vulgaris subsp. vulgaris (sugar beet)
Lineage: Eukaryota; Viridiplantae; Streptophyta; Magnoliopsida; Caryophyllales; Amaranthaceae
Exons: 1
Coding region: 1-429 (142 amino acids)
Molecular function (GO): RNA-DNA hybrid ribonuclease activity; nucleic acid binding
Source: RefSeq, a predicted model, not a curated record
AUGGCGGGGGAAGUUGAGGACCCUGCGGAGGUGAGUGCAUUUGCCAAGAGGGUGUGCAAGGAGGCUUGUGAAGCUGCUGACUCUACUCGCGGUGGGCUGAAGGUAGAGGGCAGUAGGAGUGGGAGCACGUCAGGCAAGGGGGAGGGGGGUUCGAAGGGGCUAAUGUGGGCUGCUCCUGAGGAGGGAUGGGUCAAGAUUAAUGUUGAUGUUGUAGUGAAGGAGGAGAAUGGUGUGGGGCUUGGGGUGGUGGGUCGUGAUCACAAGGGGGACGUGCUGGUUUGUGGUUCGAGGAGAUGGGAGUGGAGCACCGCGGUGGAUGAAGUUGAUGCUCUUGCUGUGAGGUGGGGGAUGAGGAUGGCAAAGACAAGAGGCUACCGCAAUAUCGUAGUCGAGAGUGAUUGCUUGUCCAUCAUUGACGUUUUGAAGUAG